CCACUCCUUCGCCUCAGCCCCUCACAUCCCCUCAGCCGCCUCCAUCCCCUCAGCCCAGCGCGUUUCCCACCCUCCCCAGGCACUCGGCCGUGCCGGUGGCGCAGUGCCGGCGGGAAGGACGGGCCGGCAGGAAGAGGCGGGCGGUGCUCAGUUCCCGGUUCGCGGUGCUCRGUUCCCGGUUCGCGGUGCUCGGUUCCCGGUUCKCGGUGCUCUGUUCCCGGUUCGCGGUGCUCGGCCGGGCCGGCGGCAGGUGAAUAUGGCUGCGGAAGAGAAUUGGAAAGGCCRGGCUUCGAAACAGCUCGAGAAGGCUGAAGGUGGCGGGGAGACKGAGCCGUGUGUGCUGCUGGGCCGGCAGCUGGCUGAACCGGCGAGAUUUGCAUACGCAGCACUUUGUGGGAUAUCCCUCGCCUGGCUCUUCCCUGAAAACGAGCAAAGCUCUUUCAGGACAGAAUUCAUGRAGGCCUUUGUGAAGUGGCUGGACCUGCCUGAUGCUGUCUUACCUGCCAUGACAGCCUUUGCUGGUGGCUUAGGAGGUGAGGGCACAGAAACUUUCACUGAGAUUUUGCUGAAGGAUCCCAUCUUGAAAGACAAUCCACUUCUCAUCACCCAGGACCUUCUAUCCUUCUCUCUUCGAGAUGGGUACUACGAUGCUCGAGCCAGGGUGUUGAUCUGCCGGAUCAGCUGGCUGCUGAGAAUCCCCUUGGCAGAGCUGGAAGUCCUAGAGGAAUCUCUGCUUGAGAAUCUGAAGGAACAGAAAGAGGAAGAGUCAGAAACUGCAGAAGUCUCAAGAAAAAAGAAGGAAAGAAGGAAAAAGCUGAAGAGAUACCUCCUGAUUGGCCUGGCAACUGUUGGGGGUGGAACAGUGAUUGGUCUGACAGGAGGCCUGGCUGCCCCUCUGGUUGCUGCGGGAGCUGCCACGAUCAUUGGGAGUGCUGGAGCAGCUGCUUUAGGAUCCACUGCAGGGAUUGCUGUCAUGGCAUCMCUUUUUGGAGCAGCAGGAGCUGGUCUUACUGGAUACAAGAUGAAGAAACGUGUGGGAGCCAUAGAAGAGUUUGAAUUCCUCCCACUUACUGAAGGGAAGCAGCUCCACAUCACCAUAGCAAUCACUGGCUGGCUGUGCACUGGCAAAUAUGGGAGUUUCACAGCCCCGUGGAGCAGCAUGCUGCACUCCAGUGAGCAGUACUGCCUGGCCUGGGAAUCCAAGUACUUGAUGGAGCUUGGCAAUGCCUUGGAUUCCCUGCUGAAYGGUUUUGUGAACAUGAUGGCUCAAGAAGCCCUAAAAUUCACCGUCUUGUCAGGGAUUGUGACAGCCUUGUCUUGGCCAGCGUCACUCCUGACCGUUGCCAGUGUCAUUGAUAACCCUUGGGGAGUGUGUCUGCAUCGCUCUGCUGAAGUAGGCAAGCACCUUGCACACAUCCUGCUCAGCCGACAGCAGGGCCACAGACCUGUCACACUGAUUGGCUUCAGCCUGGGUGCCAGAGUCAUUUACUUCUGCCUGCAGGAAAUGGCUCAAGAAAAAGACUCACAAGGAAUCAUUGAAGACGUUGUCUUACUGGGAGCUCCAGUGGAAGGAGAAGCCAAGCAUUGGAAAGCUCUCACCAGAGUGGUGUCAGGAAGGAUCAUAAACGGGUUCUGCAGGGGGGACUGGCUGCUGAGCUUUGUCUACAGAACUUCUUCUGUCCAGCUCAACGUCGCAGGCCUCCAGCCAGUCGACCUGGAUGACAGGAGGAUGGUGAACAUGGACCUUUCCUCUGUGGUAAACGGCCACCUGGACUACAUGAAGCAGAUGGACACGAUCCUGAAAGCCGUGGGCAUUAAAACCAAGGAAUGCCAGCCAGAAGAGAAGGGCAGUGGCAGCCUUUUCUCCCCUCUAGCCAAAAUAUCCCAGCGGGCAGGUGGCAGUGAGRCUYGGAGAGAGGAAAACACUGGCCGAGAAGAGGAUCAGGCUGGGGCUGAGGCUCUCCCAGCCGGCUGCUCUCACCAGCGGGGUUCCUGCAGUGAGGCUCGGGGAGAGGAAAACACCGGCAGAGACGAGGAUGAUGCCGGAGGUGAGGCUCUCCCAGCCGGCUGCUCUCACCAGCCGGAUUCCUGCAGCUCCUCCUCGGGAGAGCCCUCGCUGCCCUGCCYGGACUGCUCACACCGYAGGGACAGCAAGGAGCAGGCAGAGGGAAAGGAGUAAAWUAGGGCCGAGCUGCUCAGCCAGCACAAAAACCGCUGUCACAGCACAUCCGCGGCGCUGGGAUUCCAGAGGAUGGAGCUGGCUCCUCCGGGGAAAAGCGUGGCGUGGCGCUGGAUCAAAGCAGCCGCCCACGGCACCUCCCCCAGGGAGGAGAGGGCAGAUUCCUGCCCGAGUCUGAACUGCUGCUCAGGAAUCCGAGACAGAUCCYGUCCCAAUCCUCGCAGGAAGCAGCUGUCCCCCCUCGGCACCGUGCCCCUGCUGUGACUGGGGGAAGCAGGUGGCUCUGAGGGGAUUUUAAGCAUGUUGCUGAGGAGUUCAUUUGUAGGAAAUUAAAACAGUUUUUCCACUG
Malurus melanocephalus (red-backed fairy wren) is the source of this 2528-nucleotide messenger RNA. RefSeq names its product transmembrane and coiled-coil domains 4 (gene TMCO4). The coding region runs from base 257 to 2179 and encodes 640 amino acids. Lineage: Eukaryota; Metazoa; Chordata; Aves; Passeriformes; Maluridae. The transcript has 14 exons. The record is from RefSeq and is a predicted model, not a curated record.